Molecule: messenger RNA, 1175 nt
Organism: Moneuplotes crassus
Lineage: Eukaryota; Ciliophora; Spirotrichea; Euplotida; Euplotidae
Source: the annotation of a GenBank genome assembly
AUGGAAGCCGAUAAAAUUCUUGAAAAGGUCCCUGAGAUGUGCAAAGAGUCUGUCAAUAAGGCAUCUGACGAUGAAUUCGUCAAGGAUAGCACCCCAGUGAAAGGAUAUGACUUUAACAAAGGAGUCAACUAUGAUGAAAUGUUUAAGAUGUACAAGCAAACAGGAAUUCAGGCUACUUCUUUGGGUGAAGGGAUUGAUAUCAUUAAUAACAUGAUUAAGUGGAGGCUCUCUGAUGAAGAAAUAGCUGAGGAUGAAGAUGAUGAGUACUUGGACCCAGAGGUUAGGAAGAAUACUAGAUGAACCAUCUUUCUUGGAUACACCUCUAACAUGAUUAGCUGUGGUAUGAGAGAGGUCAUUAGGUAUCUCUGCCAACACAAAAUGGUAGACUGCAUAGUUACUACCACUGGAGGGAUUGAAGAAGAUUUUAUCAAAUGCUUCAGUGACUUCUAUAUUGGUGAUUUUAAUCUUCCUGGAGCUAAGCUCAGAGAUCUCGGGAUCAAUAGGAUCGGAAAUAUGUUGGCUCCAAAUCAAUGCUACAUUGAUUUCCAAAACUUCUUCAUUCCUUUGAUUAAAGAAUUGCAUGAAGAGCAAAAGGAGCAAGGUACUACCUUCACUCCUAGCAUGCUUAUUAACAGGAUGGGUAAGGCCAUCAAUAAUGAAGAGAGUGUUUACUAUUGGUGCUGGAAAAAUGAUAUCCCAGUGUUUUGCCCAUCAAUUACUGAUGGAGCUGUUGGAGAUAAUCUCUUCUUCUAUAACUAUAACCAUCCAGGGUUCGUUAUUGACAUCGUACAAGACAUUGUGAAAAUUAACAAGAUAGCUAUGGAAGCAAAGCACACUGGAAUGCUAAUCUGCGGUGGAGGUCUUAUCAAGCAUCACAUUUGCAAUGCAAAUAUGAUGAGAGAUGGAGCUGAUUUCUCAGUUUACAUAAACACUGCACAAGAAUUUGAUUGUUCUGACUCUGGAGCUAAGCCAGAUGAGGCUAUUUCAUGGGGUAAAAUUAGACCAGAAGCCAAGAGUGUCAAAAUCUACGCGGAAACAUCCAUUGUCUUGCCCUUAAUAGUCUCUCAGACCUUUGCUAAGUACCAUGAUGAGGCUAGGAAAGUCAAGGAUACGGAAUAGGUACUAAACAUACUGAAUUCUAGAGCGAUUUAAUUGGAUGAAAUUAUUCAACUCUA